This is a messenger RNA of Cetraspora pellucida, 542 nucleotides long. The record is from the annotation of a GenBank genome assembly. NCBI's taxonomy places the organism in Eukaryota, Fungi, Glomeromycota, Glomeromycetes, Diversisporales, Gigasporaceae.
AAGACUUAAAUGAUGAUGAUAAUAAUAAUUUAGAAGAAGGCUCAGAUAAUUUAAAUAAUAGAUUUGAAGAUUUAUUUGAAAUAGAUGAUUCUGAAGAUAGUAAUGAAAGCUCUAAUAGUGAUUUUGAUAAUGAUUCUAAUAAUAAUUCUGAUAGUAAUUUUGAAAAUGAUUUUGAUUACAAUUCUGAUGAUAAUGCUGAUAGUAAUUUUAAAAAUGAUUUUAAUAAAAAAUUAGAUAAUAAUUUAGAUAUUAGUUUGAAUAAUAUUUUAAUAGAUAAUUCAGAAAAUGAAGAUAAUGAAUUAGAUAGUGAAUUACAAGAAAUAAGAAAUAAUUUUACUCAAUAUCUUGAAAAUGAAGAAAUUUUUGAAAAAAGCAAUAAUGAAGAACUUGAAAAAAAUAAUACUGAAUAUUUUGAAAAAAAUAAUAUAAAGGAUUUUGAAGAAGAAAAUUUUGAAACCAAUAAUGAAGAUAAUUUUAUAGAUGAAAUUUCAGAAGCUGAUGAAUUCAUGGAAGAUUUUUUUAACAAAAAAACUAACAAUUAA